Penicillium coprophilum is the source of this 690-nucleotide messenger RNA. RefSeq names its product HAD family hydrolase. Gene Ontology annotation, molecular function: phosphoglycolate phosphatase activity. The transcript has a single exon. NCBI's taxonomy places the organism in Eukaryota, Fungi, Ascomycota, Eurotiomycetes, Eurotiales, Aspergillaceae. The record is from RefSeq and is a predicted model, not a curated record. Gene Ontology annotation, biological process: dephosphorylation; DNA repair. The coding region runs from base 1 to 690 and encodes 229 amino acids.
AUGAUUUCUCUCGCUGUCUUUGACUUCGACGGCACUCUCUUCGAUACACAUGAAUCAAUUUCACAAACCAUCAAGCUCACAUUCGAUGCCCUUUCAACCGACACCCCUCCUCGACCCGAAAUCCAUCGUCUGAUCGCCAGCGGUGCUGGCCUAGGAGACACUUUCCGGGCCUUAUAUCCCUCGCCGAGUGAAUUCGCUGCGGUUGAGAACGAAUGGAUUGAAAAGUACCGCGCCCUGUAUGCGACUCAUGGUCAACAGCUUAUCAAGGCCUUCCCUGGCGCGAAAGAUCUCUUGACUGAGCUCAAUGCCCAGAAAGUCCCAAUCGCCAUUGUCAGCAAUAAGGGUGUAGCAGCAGUCAAGACCGCGCUACAGCGGAAUGGCCUUGAUGGCUACGUGCCCGAAGAUUUGAUUAUUGGAGAUAAGACCCCUGGUGCAAAGCGCAAGCCGGAUCCUGCUAGCUUUGUUGAUAUUUUGAUCCCUACCUUGCGUGAGAGAUACGGGGUGGAUGUCAAGGCAGAGGACGUUCUAGUGAUUGGUGAUACAGUGGCAGAUAUUCAGUUUGCAACCAACAUUGGGAGCACUGUUUGUUGGUGUCGGUAUGGGUACGGAGAUCGUGAGGCCUGUCAGGAAUUGAAGCCACAAUUUGUGGUUGAUUCUUUGGCAGAGGUCGUUGGAAUUAUAAAAACCUAA